This is a messenger RNA of Pygocentrus nattereri (red-bellied piranha), 7068 nucleotides long. RefSeq names its product laminin, gamma 1 (gene lamc1). The transcript is spliced from 28 exons. The record is from RefSeq and is a predicted model, not a curated record. The coding region runs from base 1 to 4788 and encodes 1595 amino acids. Lineage: Eukaryota; Metazoa; Chordata; Actinopteri; Characiformes; Serrasalmidae. Gene Ontology annotation, molecular function: extracellular matrix structural constituent.
AUGUCCCGUUUGGCCCUCGUUCUGGGCGCGCUGACUCUGACUUUGUGGGCGACGUGCAGCCGCGGAGCCAUGGACGAGUGCGCGGACGAGUCCGGGCAGCCUCAGCGCUGCAUGCCCGAGUUCGUGAACGCCGCCUUUAAUGUGACCGUGGUGGCCACGAACACCUGCGGCUCUCCGCCCGAGGAGUACUGCGUGCAGACCGGCGUGACCGGAGUCACAAAGUCCUGCCACAUCUGCGACGCCCGGGACCCGAGGCAGCAUCACAGCGCGGUCUACCUCACCGACUACAACAACCAGGCGGACACCACCUGGUGGCAAAGUCAGACCAUGCUAGCGGGCAUCCAGUACCCCAACUCCAUCAACCUCACCCUUCACCUGGGCAAGGCCUUUGACAUCACCUACGUGCGUCUCAAGUUUCACACCAGCCGUCCAGAAAGCUUUGCCAUCUACAAGCGCACCAGCGAAGAUGGGCCCUGGAUCCCAUACCAGUACUACAGUGGCUCAUGUGAGAAAACCUACAGCAAGUUGAACCGUGGCUUCAUCCGCACCGGAGAGGAUGAGCAGCAGGCACUUUGUACAGACGAGUUCAGCGACAUCUCGCCGCUUACUGGAGGAAACGUGGCCUUCUCCACGCUCGAGGGUCGGCCAAGCGCAUACAACUUCGACAACAGCCCUGUGCUGCAGGACUGGGUGACUGCCACAGACAUCCGAGUGACCCUAAGCAGGCUGAACACAUUCGGAGAUGAAGUCUUCAAUGAUCCCAAAGUCCUCAAAUCCUACUAUUAUGCCAUCUCUGACUUUGCUGUGGGAGGAAGGUGCAAGUGUAACGGCCAUGCCAGCGAAUGCGUGAAGAACGAGUACAGUAAACUUGUGUGUAACUGCAAACACAAUACGGAAGGUGAUGACUGCAGCGUGUGCAAGCCCUUCUAUAACGACCGUCCCUGGAGAAGAGCUACGGCCGACAACGCCAACGAGUGCCUGCCAUGCAACUGCAACGGUAAGAGCGCAGAGUGCUACUUUGACCAAGAGCUCUACCGCAACACUGGUCAUGGAGGCCAUUGCCGGAACUGCGCAGAUAACACGGAUGGACCCAACUGCGAGCGCUGUCUGGAUAAUUACUACAGAGACGCAUCGGGCCAGCGCUGUCUGCCCUGCAGCUGCAACCCUGUGGGCUCUCUCAGCACACAGUGUGACAACUCUGGUCGCUGCAGCUGCAAACCAGGUGUGAUGGGAGACAAAUGUGACCGCUGCCAGCCUGGAUUCCACACACUGACCCAGGCAGGCUGCAGGCCCUGCUCUUGUAACCCUGCCGGAAGCACACAGGAGUGCGAUGUCAAUACUGGACGUUGCCAGUGCAAGGACAAUGUAGACGGCUUCAGCUGUGACAGGUGUAAACUGGGCUACUUUAACCUGGACUCUCAGAAUCCUCAGGGUUGUACACCUUGCUUCUGUUUUCUUCAUUCCACCGUGUGUGAAAGUGCAGAUGGCUACAGCAUAAACACAAUCACCUCCACCUUCAACCGAGAUGAUGAAGGCUGGAAGGGCCAACAGAGAGAUGGCUCCAGUGUGCCAGUGCAUUGGUCUGCAAGCUCUCAGGAAAUCUCGCUCAUCUCAGACGACUACUUCCCCAUGUACUUUGUGGCCCCAGCAAAAUUUCUUGGUAACCACUUGCUGAGCUAUGGUCAGAAUCUCACACUGAACUUCCGAGUAGAGAGGCGUGAUACUCGUCUUUCAGCUGAGGAUGUGGUGUUGGAAGGGGCAGGGUUCCGUGUCGCUGUACCACUCAUCGCCCAAGGAAACGCUUAUCCUGGAGAGCAAAUGCAGACUUUUGUGUUCAGGCUACAUCAAACUACAGACUAUUCUUGGAAACCAAUGCUGAAACAUGGAGAGUUUCAGAAGCUUCUCCACAACCUUACUUCCAUCAAGAUCCGUGGAACCUACAGUGAGAGAAGUGCAGGCUACUUGGAUAAUGCCUCCUUGGUGACUGCCCGGCGUGGUCCUGGAACUCCAGCGCGCUGGGUGGAGAAGUGUAAUUGUCCUCAGGGCUAUGUGGGUCAGCAUUGUGGCCAGUGUGCUGUAGGAUACCGGAGGAGUAACCCUGAGCUGGGCCAAUACAGCCCCUGUGAGCCCUGCAAUUGCAAUGGCCACAGUGAUACUUGUGACUCUGUAACAGGAAUGUGUAACUGCCAGGACAAUACAGCUGGGAUGAGCUGCGAGAGGUGUAAGGAUGGUUAUUAUGGCGACGCUACUGUAGGCUCAUCGUCUGACUGUAAGCCCUGCCCAUGUCCUUCAGGAGCCACCUGCGCAAUUGUGCCCAAAACCAAAGAUGUGGUGUGCACCAACUGCCCAGCAGGCACUACAGGCAAACGCUGUGAGUUGUGCGAUGAUGGUUUCUUCGGUGACCCUCUGGGCACAAGCGGCCCAGUCAGGGCCUGCCGGGCGUGUAAAUGCAGUGACAACAUCGACCCUAAUGCCGUGGGCAACUGUGACCGAGAGACAGGCGAAUGCCUCAAGUGCAUCUACAACACAGACGGAUUCUUCUGUGACCGCUGUAAAGAAGGUUUCUACGGCAAUGCCCUGGCUGCCAACCCAGCUGACAAAUGCAAACCUUGUUCCUGCUCUCCAUACGGAACUGUGGACCGACAGACCACAUGUAUGCAGGUGACGGGCCAAUGCCAGUGUUUGCCCCACGUCACCAACCGAGACUGUGGCGCCUGCGAGCCUGGCUUCUACAACCUGCAGAGUGGCAAGGGCUGCGAACGGUGCAACUGUAACCCUAUCGGCUCCACUAACGGCCACUGUGACAUUGUAAGUGGGCAGUGUGAGUGUCAGCCUGGGGUCACUGGUCAACGCUGUGAGCACUGUGAGGUCAACUUCUUUGGCUUCAGCUCCUCUGGGUGCAAACCUUGUGACUGUGACCCUGAGGGCUCACGGACAGCUCAGUGCAGAGAUGAUGGCUAUUGUGAGUGUCGUCCAGGCUUCGUGGGCAUUCGCUGUGAUAUGUGUGAGGAGAAUUACUUCUAUAACCGCUCCACUCCUGGCUGCCAGCAGUGCCCUAACUGCUACAGCCUUGUGAGGGACAAGGUGAAUCAGCAGAGGCAGAAGCUUCAUGAGCUGCAGACCCUGAUUGACAACCUGGGCAGCCAAGAUACAGUGAGUGACAAGGCAUUUGAGGAUCGUCUGAAAGAAGCUGAGAAAGCCAUCAUGGAUUUACUGAGAGAGGCUCAAGCCAGCAAAGAAGUGGACAAAGGCCUUUUAGAUCGUCUUAAAGCCAUCAACAGCACUCUGACGACCCAAUGGAACCGCCUGCAGAAUAUCAGGAACACUGUGGACAACACUGGUACACUGGCAGACAAAGCCCGCAACAGAGUGCGAGAGGCUGAGAAAUUAAUUGACCGGGCCAGAGAGGAGCUGGACAAGGCCAAGGACGCCAUCAGCAAAGUGGACAUCAAAACUCCCACGACCGCUGGAGAUCCCAACAAUAUGACACUCCUUGCUGAAGAGGCUCGCAAUCUGGCAGAGAAGCAUAAGAUGGAAGCUGACCAGAUUGAGAAAACUGCAAAAGAUGCCAAUGACACUUCCACCAAGGCCUACAACUUGCUGAAGAAGACUCUGGAUGGCGAGAAUAAAAUCAACAGCGAUAUUGAUGAACUUAACAAGAAGUACAAUGAGGCAAAGGAUCUGGCAAAGAACCUGGAGAAACAAGCCAGUAAGGUGCAAGCUGAAGCAGAAGAGGCAGGAAACAAAGCACUGAAAAUCUAUGCCAACCUCACCAGCCUGCCACCUUUUGAUGUCAAAUCAUUAGAGGAUGAGGCCAAUAAGAUAAAGAAGGAGGCGGCAGACCUGGAUAAGCUUAUUGAUAAGACUGAGAAGGAGUACAAUGAUCUGAGAGAUGACCUGAAGGGUAAAGAGAACGAGGUUCGCAAACUACUGGAGAAGGGGAAGACUGAGCAACAGACUGCUGAUCAGUUGCUGGCAAGGGCAGAUGCAGCCAAGGCCCUGGCGGAGGAGGCAGCGAAGAAAGGGAUGUCCACAUACCAGGAGGCCCAGGACAUUCUCAACAACCUCCGAGAUUUUGAUAAGAGAGUGAAUGACAACAAGACCGCAGCUGAGGAGGCCAUGAAGCGUAUCCCAGAAAUCAAUGCAACCAUCAACGCGGCCAAUGAGAAGACCCGGCAGGCUGAGGGGGCGCUUGGCAAUGCAGCAGCCGAUGCUAAAGAGGCCAAGUCCAAAGCAGAGGAAGCAGAGAAAAUUGCCAGCAAUGUUCAGAAGGGAUCAGCUAAAACCAAGGCGGAUGCAGAGAAGGCCUUUGAAGACACAAUGAAACUGGAUAAAGAAGUAAAUGACAUGAUGAAUCAGCUGGCAGCUGCAGAGAAAGAACUAGGGGCAAAGACAGAUGAAGCAAACCAGGACAUGAUGAUGGCUGGUAUGGCAUCUGACAAUGCGAAGAAAGCAGAGGAAAACGCCCGCAAAGCCAAAGACGCUGUCCGCACAGUACUCGGCACAAUCAACGAUUUGCUCGGCCAGCUAGGCAACAUCGAUAAGGUGGAUCUGAGCAAGCUGGACCAGAUCGACAACUCGCUGAAGGAAGCCAAAGAGAAAAUGGCUGGGAGUGAGCUGGAUAAGAAGCUUAAGGAGCUGAACGAUAUCGCCAAGAGCCAGGAGGGCAUGAUCAAUGACUAUGACAGGCAAAUUCGCGAGAUCCGUGCCGACAUUGCCAACCUCAAUGACAUCAAGAACACACUCCCCGAGGGAUGCUUCAACACGCCAUCUCUAGAGCGGCCUUAACCUCGCUCCUCCUCACACCAUGCCCUCCCUCGCCAUCUCCCCCUCUUCUCCUUGUCUGUGCCACACCUUUCGCCAUCUAACACUUGGGGCAAGAUGCCACACUUUACCAAAACAGCUUUUUGUCUUUUGCAAAUCUGUGUUUUUUUUUUUUGUUUGUUUUUGUAAAAGCUUUUGUUUUUAUUUCCACAAGAGAAGCCACAAUUUUCAGGCCAUUUCCACAUUUUAGAAGUAAAAGAUGAUGAAAGCAGCUUUUUUUCUUUCCUUUUUUCGGAUAUGCAGCGAUGCUACAACGUGAAGAAAGCUUUUAACUAAAACGGCUUACACCGAUUGUGUGUGCUGGCUCGUGUGAGUGUACACUGAAACGGGCUAGAAGAGGUGGCCUCUCUUGAGAGUCGAAUGUGAUCCCACAUGACUGCACCACCUCCACUUCCUCCUCCUCCUCUUCUAAUCUCCAUGCUCGUCCGCCCUCAGAUUCAGUCUUCUGCUUUCAUUCGCAGUGCCACGAAGAGGCCGUCUGUUCGCUUCAACCAGAGGACAGGUUCGGGUUUUAUCAGCCCGCUUGAGGAGGGGUGUGUUUUUGUUUUUGUUUUUGUUUUUUUUUUUGUUUUUUUACAUUUUGUUUAAGCUAUUGUCCAACACUCACUACAUUAUUUUACAUUGAUCAUCGCUUUCAUUGGUUCAGAAAACGGACAGUGAAGGAAUCUUCUGCUGUGUCUUCAUAAUCUGCCUCUCCUCUCUCUAAGUUACAAGCCCCAUCUUGCGAUGGUCGUGUGCAGAGAGAGUUAGUAACAUUUCAGUAUUCAGCUUGACUCAUGUCAGUCUACUGGCACGUAACUAUAGACGGUUAUGUGCAGAGUGUCGUGUGGAGUCCUUGCUAGGCUCUCUUUAUAUCAAGUGGGUUCAUACAACUCAGUGAAACAGCAUGGUCUAAAUGCAUUUCAUGUACUUAUUUUUAACACUACAAAAACAAUUUUUUUUUUGUUUUGUUUUUUUUCUCAGAAGCUGCUGCUUACUUACAAGUGUACUGCAAAUCACGUUAACUUUUUUUUCAAGGCAAAAUCCAACACUAUGCAACUUUGUACAUUUGCGUAGCAAGACUUUUAUCUGAUACACUGGUGCUAAUAAUUAUUUCAAAUGUUAUAUUUUUGUGUGAAUGUUUUUUUUAUUAUUAUUAUUAUUAUUAUAUAGAGUGAGGAUUUGUUAUUUGUGUAAAUAUAUGCUUAAAUGUUUCAGGAAUGGCUGAUUUAAAAAACAAAACAAAAAAAAAAAACCCAACCAGCCACCUCAUAGGUAAUUUUACAAGAAAAAUCAGCUGAAACCUCCACCUCCAUAAUAUAUAAAUAUAUAUAAGUUCUGUGGUAUAAUAUGCUUGCUUGUAUACAUGGCUCCGUUUUGUUGCCUCAUAGCUCCGCCACUUAUUUUAAUUGUCUUUAAUUUUCAGUGGGUGGUUAACAAGUUGAUGGAUAAUCCUCUCUUCACCCUUAACUUGACUGUUGAAAACGGUCUAAACACGUACGAUUAACAUUUCAAAAAGUAUUUUACCAGAAUUGUUUGUUGGGUCACACAUUGCUAGUUAAUCAGCUUUGAUGGUGUUUGGUGCCUCUAACAUUCAGAUGUAAUCCUCAGCCCACUCGACCCGAGGCUUAUGUUAUUUUUAUACAUGGACAUCACAUAAGUUGCACACGAUCUAAGAUCUUUGCUAAGCAUAUUUCUGAUGUCCUUAGUUUUUAAAAGCAGGGAGAUAAUUUAGGGGUCCACUACCAAUGCCUUAACACAUUUCUAUUCAUUUCUCAAUCAGAUUUUUCCUUUUUUUUUUUUUUUUUUUCUUUUUUUUCCUUCCCCCCCACCUCAUUUCUAUUGCUUUCCCAUUUAGUCUUUUGACUGUAUUGACUUUGAAGCUACCACUUGUAACGGCAUAUUUUGUGGGAUGUAACUGUGGAAUCUGUCACCAAAUUGUUUCGAAUGGAAGCUUUUCCACCGCUCACCCGACCACUGUGGACAAAAGUGCAACAUGUACACCAUUAUGUAUAAAACAGUAUUUCUAAUUUAUAAUGUAUCAAGUAUUUUUGGUCUUUGUUCUUUUAGUAUGCGUUUGUGUAUGUUGCACAGUCUUUGUUGGUUAUGGAGAGUAUACCGGUUUUUAAAAAAAUCCCACCUUUCAUUUUUAAGACACUCCUUUCACAAACACUCUGAUGGACCUGAGAAACUCCAGCUUGUUACCCAUUUUGCCUGUAAAUCCAAUUGUAACAUUUGAAUAAUAAACCGUGGUUAUUACAGGAU